AAAUCAAACUAGCUUCACAAAAAAAAAACAAAACAAAUCAAAGUAUAAGCUUCACAAUAUUCAAGCUUCUUCUACUCUGUUCUUUAACAAACCCAAGAAAAACAAAAACAAUGAAGCAAUUUCCAAGCAUAAGAGGAAACAUAGAUGAGAAGAUGAUGACAAGAAUGGUGGAGUCUCAGACACGGUCUCCGUGGCAUACACCGGUUCCUUACCUAUUCGGUGGUUUAGCCGCCAUGCUUGGACUCAUAGCCUUCGCUCUCUUGUUACUCGCUUGCUCCUACUGGAAGCUCUCGCGGGGGACAGAAGAUGAAGAGAAACAGACGGAGUCCGGUGAGAAAGUGGUGGCUAAGGUUUUUGAGGAGAAGAUUCUUGUGAUCAUGGCUGGACAAAACAACCCUACCUUCUUGGCCACUCCAGUCGCCGCCAAGAUUUGCUUGGAGUGUGUAAAUAUGGAGAAGAAAGUAGGGCAAAAUGGGGAAUCAACAGAAACAGAAGAAAACCUAUGAGCUCUGGAGUGUACUUUUUUUGUUUUUUGGUUCUUGGAUUCUCUGUUUUUGUCGGUUUGUUUGUUUGUUUGUUUGUUGGGGAAGUAGUUUUCCUCUGUUUUAAUCGACCUUGAGAUUGUAAAUCUUCAUUAGAGUAAAAAAAAAAAGUUGAC
Arabidopsis arenosa is the source of this 658-nucleotide messenger RNA. NCBI's taxonomy places the organism in Eukaryota, Viridiplantae, Streptophyta, Magnoliopsida, Brassicales, Brassicaceae. The record is from the annotation of a GenBank genome assembly.